Ilex paraguariensis (yerba mate) is the source of this 991-nucleotide messenger RNA. NCBI's taxonomy places the organism in Eukaryota, Viridiplantae, Streptophyta, Magnoliopsida, Aquifoliales, Aquifoliaceae. The record is from the annotation of a GenBank genome assembly.
GUCCCCGCUCUGUUUAUCUCUACCCCCACCUCCCAUUGUCUCUCCCACUCCCAAAAGCUUCUCUCUCUAGUCUCAACACUCUGCCUAACACCCACACAGAAACACACACUCUCUCUCUCUCCCGUGAUGUUGGGCAAGCGUCCAAGGCCUCCGAUGAGUAGGACGAUGAGCAUGACUGCGAUCAGAGUUGAUAUCGGUGACGUGGAGCUGCCGUCGCCGUUAGCUCCUCAGAGUACGAUAAUCAGUGAUGUGAAGAAGGUGGAUGGACUAGAUGAGCAUAUUAUGGAGGGUCCAAGUGGGUAUUAUAACCGUUCGAUGGCCAUCUUGUCACCCAGAUGCCACAUGAGUGGUUCAGGCGAUUCCUCCAUGGAGACGGCUCAUUUCUUGAGGACAUGUGGCCUCUGCAAACGCCGUUUGGCUCUUGGUCGUGACAUUUACAUGUACAUGGGUGAUACAGCAUUUUGUAGUGUAGAAUGCAGGGAACAACAAAUGAAGCAAGACGAGAGAAAAGAGAAGUUGAGGGUGGCAGCUUCAAAGAAAUUAAGUGAAAGCCAUUACAAUCACUCAUCACCACCCACGGCAGCCCCUGAAGCUUCCAGCAAUAGCGAGACUGUUGCAGCAGCUUAAAGACGAUAUAUAUAUGGCCAAUAUACAACUACUAUAGAUGUGCAUAUACCAAUAAUGCUCGAAAACUAAUGUUUAUCAUACACAACCUUUGGUAUACCUUAUGCAUGUAUAAGUAUUUUUUUUUUCUUUUUGGGGAUGAUGUUUGAACACACCACCGUUUGGAGUGUGUUCUUAUCGCUGGAUCAAUUCCUUACUUUUGCAUGUAUAACUAAUGACUUAACAUAGUGAUUACGGAACAUGGAGCUAGCAGAGAGUGAAUUUCAAAGAUUUAAGCUCUAUGGCUGCGAAAUUAUCAAAAAGGUUAGCCGCAAUGCAUUGUGAACAAUGAUUUAAAAAAAAAAAUAGAACAGUUGGGUUGAAAUAU